Camponotus floridanus (Florida carpenter ant) is the source of this 1784-nucleotide messenger RNA. It is a transcript of the gene Cndp2, whose product is annotated as cytosolic non-specific dipeptidase. NCBI's taxonomy places the organism in Eukaryota, Metazoa, Arthropoda, Insecta, Hymenoptera, Formicidae. Bases 212 to 1645 code for a protein of 477 amino acids. The record is from RefSeq and is a predicted model, not a curated record. The transcript has 5 exons. Gene Ontology annotation, biological process: proteolysis. Gene Ontology annotation, molecular function: metallodipeptidase activity.
UCUCCCUCGGCUCGAGAUGACUGGACAAUAACAAAGGCAGCGCUCGUUCGCUGGUGUGAAAGGAAAAAGGUAUGAGAGAUAAGAUAUCACGUUAUUACUGAUAUCAGCAUUGUUGGAGGAGUUUGAAGUGAGUGUUCAUUACAUCUAUCCAGCUGACGCAUUAAUUUUGAUACUGUUGUGUUUCUGAACAUAUUACCAUUGUUUAACAAUCAUGGCAUUACCAUCAACAUUGGAAACAUUAUUUAAAUAUAUAGAUGACCAUAAGCAGGAAUAUAUAAAUAAUUUGAAAGAAGCAGUAGCUAUUAAAUCUGUAUCAGCAUGGCCAGAUCAUAGAGAUGAAAUAAUAAAAAUGAUGAAUUGGGCAGAAGCGAAAUUGAAAAAUCUUGGAGCAACUACAGAAUUAGUUGACAUAGGCAAACAGACUCUUCCUGAUGAUAGCAAAAUUCCGCUUCCUCCUGUAUUACUUGGAGAUCUUGGGUCUGAUCCAAAAAAGAAAACUGUACUUUUGUAUGGACAUUUGGAUGUACAACCGGCACUAAAAGAAGAUGGCUGGGAUACCGAACCUUUUAUACUUAUUGAAAAAGAUGGAAAGCUUUUUGGACGAGGUAGUACUGAUGACAAAGGGCCAGUUCUCUGUUGGAUACAUGCAUUGCAAGCUUACAAAGCAAGUGGAAUUGAUAUUCCUGUUAAUCUCAAGUUUGUUUUUGAAGGAAUGGAAGAAAGUGGAAGUGAAGGUUUAGAUGAGCUUCUUUGGGCAAAGAAAGACAGUUUCCUAAAGAAUAUAGAUUAUGUCUGCAUAUCUGAUAACUAUUGGCUGGGUACUAAAAAGCCAUGUAUUACUUAUGGUCUGCGAGGUAUCUGCUAUUUCUUCAUAGAAGUUACUUGUGCUGCCAAGGAUUUGCAUAGUGGUACUUUUGGUGGAUGUGUACAUGAAGCUAUGGCAGAUCUGAUUUACUUAAUGAAUACUUUGGUUGAUGUUAAUGGCCAUAUUUUGGUAGAUGGUAUUUAUGAUGAUGUAGCUAAAAUAACUGAAGCUGAAUUGGCUAGUUAUAAAGAUAUAGAUUUUGAUGUGGGUGAAUUUAAGGAAACAGUUGGAUCUAAGCAACUGUUGCAUAAAGAAGACAAGAUUCAUCUUUUGAUGCAUCGUUGGAGGCAACCCAGUUUAUCCCUUCAUGGAAUACAGGGUGCUUUCAGUGAAUCAGGAGCGAAAACUGUAAUUCCGAGCAAAGUUAUUGGCAAAUUUUCAAUCAGGAUAGUACCUCAUAUGACUCCAGAUAAAACAACCGAGAAAGUAAUCGCAUAUAUCAAUAAAAAAUGGCAAGCCAGGGGUAGUCCAAACAACAUGAAUGUAAAUAUGUAUCACGGUGGGAAACCGUGGACCGAGAAUCCUGAACAUCCGAAUUACAUGGCUGGUCGAAGAGCUACUCAACAUGUUUACAAAGUGGAGCCCGAUCUCUCUCGUGAAGGUGGAUCAAUUCCAGUUACUCUCACAUUCCAGGAAGUUACUGGUAAAAAUGUAUUGCUCCUACCAGUUGGACAAGGCGAUGAUGGUGCGCAUUCUCAAAACGAAAAAUUGAACGUACAUAACUACAUCCAAGGAACAAAACUACUUGGAGCUUACUUAUAUGAGGUUGCUCAAGUGUAAUAUUUUGUUGUUGAAGUUUAUUUAUCAAGGAUAUAAGUUAUAUGGCAUUUCGUAUUACAAACAUAUAUUUAGACAGUCUGACAUUCAGAUAUCUGUAAUUUUUUAAUUAUAAGUGCAAAACAUUGAAUUAUAAUGAAUU